CCCCCACCUCCGCGUUUGGACUUUGGGCGCCAAAGCGAAGGCGCCCUGCUGAGGCGCGAGCGGCCGAGUCGGUGAGCGCGGCGGUAAGCGGCGGCGGAGGCGGCGGCGGCGGCGGAGACGGCGGCGGAGGCGAGGCGACGACCUCCAUGGCGCUCUGCAAUGGCGAGACGAAGACAGAUCCCCGGUAUAGCCUUAACAGAUUGAUGGGGGAAGUGCUGUAAGCGACCACCUAUGAAGCCCGGCACGGCACACGAGGGGGUGGUGGGCCAGCAACACGCCCGACUUCCUUUGUCUCCCCAGUUGUGAUGUUUACUACACACCGCACCAGGUACUCAUUUGAGGAUGAGUCGACCUAGGGGAGGCACAGGACCGAUUCAGAUAUUCGUGACUGCUGUUAUUCGUGAGUGGGAAUCAAACUCGGGUUGCCGGGUUCGUAGCGCAGCGCGCUAACGGUUGCACCACCGCUCCCCACUAUGCACACAUACACACGCAGGCGGAGGGAGGUGGCGCAGUAGACAGAAUGGCGGCUGCGGGUGUGCCGCGGUAUGAGGAGGCGGUGGUGAUCCUUGACGCAGGCGCGCAGUACGGCAAGGUGAUCGACAGGCGUGUGCGUGAGCUGCUUGUGCAGUCCGAGAUCCGGCCGCUGGACACGCCGGCCUUCGUGCUCAAGGAGCAGGGCUUCAGGGCGAUCAUCAUCUCCGGGGGGCCCAACUCUGUGUACGCGGAGGACGCGCCACGGUUUGACCCUGCCAUCUUUACGCUUGGUGUCCCCGUGCUCGGCAUCUGCUACGGCAUGCAGAUGCUGAACAAGGUGUUUGGUGGCACGGUGCACCGGACCCCGACGCGGGAGGACGGGCAGUUCGCCAUCAGCAUCGACAACAGCUGCUCCAUUUUCCGGGGCCUGCAGAAGGAGGAGGAAGUGCUCCUCACGCAUGGGGACAGCGUGGACAAGGUGGCCGAAGGCUUCAAGGUCGUGGCACAGUCCGGGAACCUCGUGGCCGGAAUCGCCAACGAGGGCAAGAAGCUGUACGGCGUGCAGUUCCACCCGGAGGUGGACCUGACGCCGAAAGGCAAGAAAAUGCUGCGCAGCUUCCUCUACGAGGUGGCGGGCUGCAGCGGCCUCUACACUGUGCAGAGCCGGCAGGCCGAGUGCAUCCACACCAUCCAGCAGCGAGUAGGCAGCUCCAAGGUGCUGGUGCUACUGAGCGGCGGCGUGGACUCGACGGUGUGUGCGGCUCUGUUGAGCCGCGCGCUGCCCGAGGAGCAGCUCAUCGCCGUGCACAUCGACAACGGCUUCAUGCGGCGGCGCGAGAGCAGCGCCGUGGAGGAGGCACUCAAGAAGCUCGGCCUUAAGGUUACAGUGGUGCGCGCCAUGCACACGUUUUACAACGGCACUACAACGUUGCCCAUCUCGGAGGAGGACCGCACGUCCCGCAAGCGCAUCAGCAAGACGCUCAACACCACGAGCUGCCCGGAGGAGAAGCGCAAGAUCAUUGGCGACACCUUCGUCAAGGUCGCCAACGACGUUCUGGAGGAGAUGAACCUCAAACCGGAGGAGGUGUUCCUGGCGCAGGGCACGCUGCGGCCCGACCUCAUCGAGAGCGCCUCCCUGCUGGCCAGCGGCAAGGCUGACCUCAUAAAGACGCACCACAACGACACGGAACUCAUCCGGCAGCUGCGAGACAAGGGCCGGGUGGUGGAGCCUCUGAGGGAUUUCCACAAGGAUGAGGUGCGGUCGCUGGGCCGGGAGCUGGGCCUGCCCGAGGAAAUCGUGUCGCGACAUCCCUUCCCAGGACCCGGGCUGGCGAUCAGAGUGAUCUGUACGGACGAGGCGUACAUCUGCAAGGAUUUCCCCGAGACGAAUCUCCUCUUAAAAAUCAUCACGGACUUUGCCGCCAGCAUAAAAAAGCCUCACGCGUUGCAGCAGAAGGUGAAGGACUGCACGACAGAUGACGAGCAGGAGAGGUUGACGGAAAUCACAGGACGAAACUCGCUGCACGCCUUCCUGCUCCCUGUCAAGUCCGUGGGCGUGCAGGGAGACUGCCGCACCUACAGCUACGUGUGCGGCCUCUCCUCCAAAAGCCCCGUGCACUGGGAGUCGCUCUUAUACCUUGCCAAGCUCAUCCCCAGGAUAUGCCACAACAUAAACCGGGUGGUGUGUGUGAUGGGGGAUCAGGUGAGGGAGCCACCCACGGAUGUGACGCCCACCUACCUCACCUCGGGGGUGCUCGGCACGCUGCGGCAGGCUGACCACACGGCGCACACCAUCCUGAGGGAGUCGGGCUACACGAGCAAGCUGAGCCAAAUGCCGGUGAUCUUGGUGCCGCUGCACUUUGACCGCGAGCCGCUGCUCAAGCUGCCCUCGUGCCAGCACUCGGUGGUCGUCCGCACCUUCAUCACCAACGACUUCAUGACAGGAACGCCCGCCCUGCCCGGAAAGCACCUGCCUGAGGAGGUGGUGUACAAAAUGGACGAGGAGAUUCGCAAGAUUCCCGGGAUCUCUCGAGUGAUGUACGACCUGACGGCCAAACCUCCUGGCACCACGGAGUGGGAGUAGCGCCGACGGCUGCUUGAAAAUCCUCACCGACUCAAUAAAAUACCACACAUUCUCAGGCCCUUUCAUUGUUCGAAUGGAUGUACAGGAGUGCAUUGUGUAUUUUAGUUUUUAAUAACUCUGUGUUAUUGCUCUCUUGUCUGUUUUUAAAGUGCAGAGGCAGGGUGAGUAAGGGGGGGUGGGUGAUUGGGUACGGGGUGAGAGGUGCACACGUGCCUAUUAUUUUUGCAAACCGCGGAGCUGGGGUGGGUACGUGUUUUUUGCCAGCGAGCUUUUUGUUCCUGUGCACAUUGUUGCGGCCCCGCUCACCGAGAUAUCAAACUCGGUGUUUGUCGUGGAUUAGUGCCGGGAAAGUCAAGAGGAUCACAUUUUCUAAAUGAGGUGGCAAGCUUGACUCUAUGGUUUUUAUCUACACGAUUCAUGUUGCUUGUGUCCACAAAACCGUACGCAGCAGAUCAUGAGAUGGGACGUUUAUAAAUCUACAAAGUCCCAAACGUAGCGCUGCUGUUCCUGCAUUGGCUUUUUAAAAUAUAUAUAAUAAAGUGAAUUAAAAAGUGCCGAAAGUUACAGAAUGUUCGAUGGGAAUAUUGAAUGUUGCCAAGCAAGACAUGGAAGCAUAAUAUUACUUUAUCCCCAAUUUAGCCUUACAUAUCAUCAUGCAGGCACAUUGUUAGUGAGUGCCUAUGAAGGGCCAUCAGGGGUUUUAUGGCAAGGACCUCAUCCACCCACCUUUGUCUCAUCAGUUCUGACCUUUGCACAGCACCGCGUGCACUGUCAUGCAAACCACUGCUCCACAAUAUACACGCCCGUUGAGGGUUGACAGAUAUAUAAGCUCGGCGUGAGCAUUCCUGGGCCAGUUCAGCACAAAUGAAUGGCCGGUGCCACAGUGUUAUUUUCAGGACUGGGAAAGACAAAGGCUGCCAGGACCUGGCGUAUUGCCACGUGCCUGCAAAUUGGUGCUUUGAGAAACCAUUGCGAGGAUUGCGCGGGGCGACCAUGCGGUGCGACGGUGCAGCAGCGAGGGUUGUGUUGUAUCCCCGCGUAUGCCAUGGGUCUUGUGAUUUCGUCCCACCCUGCAAGACGCCCAUAAUUGGGAGUGACCAAACAUCUCCCGCAGGAGCCUCCGGGAGAAGCUCUCGAGACUUUUCGUUAUAUAAUAACAUGGUCUUUUUAUUAUAUUGCUGGUGACAUGACUAGUCCCUUGUGUUAACCAUGCAAGCCUUAAUAGGUGCUCGCUAACAUUUUAUUGGAGGAUCGUAUUUCACUCGCAUACACGGACCAUGGUUUUGGUAGAUGCCCUUAAGGUAUUAUGAGGUAGGGCUGAACAAAGUUGGUCACUACUGACGCCCCUAUUUUGCAAAGUCUUUAAUUAAUGCUGAUUAACAAUAAAAGUUUUAAAACUGAAA
Molecule: messenger RNA, 3960 nt
Organism: Petromyzon marinus (sea lamprey)
Lineage: Eukaryota; Metazoa; Chordata; Hyperoartia; Petromyzontiformes; Petromyzontidae
Source: RefSeq, a predicted model, not a curated record